AUGGGGGGGAAGCCUCCGGGCAAGAGUCCUCCGGAGAAGGAAAAGGAAAAAGAGACUAAGAAAAAAUGGGAGAAAUGCGAGCGAUGCCCCGCGGACCCUUGGACUUACUGUGUCGUGUUAUGGUGUGCGUGUGCGAUGAGCCUCAUAUCUAGUGGGUACAGUCUAUACAAGCAGCAGGGUCUGCAGGGGAGGCUGUCCUUGUUGGAGGAGCAGCAUCUAGCUUUACGUAGUGCGGUGCUCGAGCCGCAGCAGCCGCUAGUGGAACGUCUCAGGAGGGAUCUUCACGCGAGACCGAUCAGCUCCUGGAGAGUCAGGAGGAGUAUUAGAGACUACGGCACCUGCGUCUGUCCACCAGGUCAGUCUAUACGACAGAAAACUCUAUUCAUCGACACUAGAAUAUAG
Molecule: messenger RNA, 402 nt
Organism: Danaus chrysippus (African queen)
Lineage: Eukaryota; Metazoa; Arthropoda; Insecta; Lepidoptera; Nymphalidae
Source: the annotation of a GenBank genome assembly